Molecule: messenger RNA, 903 nt
Organism: Sphenostylis stenocarpa
Lineage: Eukaryota; Viridiplantae; Streptophyta; Magnoliopsida; Fabales; Fabaceae
Source: the annotation of a GenBank genome assembly
AUGACGUAUUACGAGAAUGACAGUGGUGGUCGGAGAGGGGAGGUGGUGACGGAUGUUACCUUCACAAUCCAACCCGAUGAUUGCAAUGGUGACUAUGUGAAAUUGAGGCCCGGUCCCGACGACGGUUCUUCUGCGGUGGUGGAACCUUCUCCACCGACGAUAAGAGCCACCGUGUGGUAUUGGAUGAAAUUGGUCAUGUUGUUUUUAUGCCUGGGGUUUUUGGCAGUGGUUGUGCUUGUCUGGGUUGGACCCCUUUUCAUGGACAAGGGGGUUAUUCCGAUAAUAAAUUGGGAGACAAAGACUUUCAGUACUCCAGUGUUAAAUGUUUUGGUGUUUGCCUCUGUGGCAAUUUUCCCAACCCUACUUUUGCCAUCUACACCUUCUAUGUGGGUGGCUGGAAUGACACUUGGUUAUGGCUUUGGGUUCUUGCUAAUUAUAUCUGCAGCAGCUAUUGGUGUAUCACUCCCUUUUAUCAUUGGCAAAACCUUCCAACAUAAAAUUGAAGGGUGGUUGGAGAAGUAUCCGAAGAAAGCUUCUAUUCUAAGGUCUGCUGGUGGAGGAAACUGGUUUCAUCAGUUCCGGGCUGUUGCCUUAAUCAGAAUUUCCCCAUUCCCUUACUUAAUAUUCAACUAUUGUGCUGUGGCAACAAAUGUCAAGUAUGGGCCUUAUAUAGUUGGAUCCUUGGUAGGAAUGGUGCCGGAAAUAUUUGUGGCAAUCUACACUGGAAUUUUGAUUCGUACAUUGGCCGAUGCUUCACAUGAAAAACAUUCUCUAUCUGCCCAACAAAUUAUUCUCAAUGUUGUCGGCUUCUGCAUAACGGUAGCCACAACCAUCUUUAUCACAGCUUUUGCUAGGAGACGGCUUGAUGAGUUACAAAGGGAGGAGGAGACAUUGUUGCAAUAG